Messenger RNA from Cutaneotrichosporon oleaginosum, 3765 nucleotides. The record is from RefSeq and is a predicted model, not a curated record. NCBI's taxonomy places the organism in Eukaryota, Fungi, Basidiomycota, Tremellomycetes, Trichosporonales, Trichosporonaceae.
UGAGCAUCCACGCACCGACCUUCCUUAUAACCAAACACUCCUCCAACCAGCAAACUUUCACACCCAAUUGCUUCACGCUUCCCAGCUCCCAGCACACACUACAUCGAUAUUCAACCCAGCUCCUCGACAUCAAGCUGGCAAGAGCGCGCGUAGUCGCAAGACAUGCCGGACACGGGCUUCCCGUUUUGGGGAGAACGUUCCGUCAGCACGACACCUGGCAAUGACAGCUCCUGUCGCAACCCGUUCAGUGACAAGGACGAUGAUGACCAACCCGACGUAUUUGCCCCGAGACUGCUUGACUUGUCCGAGGAGGAAGAUGAAGAUGAGGUACUGUUCCCCUCUGACUGCGAGCCCUUCGGAGACGACAAUGGCGUCGAAUCAAUGUUCGGCGACGAGGGCCGUAGCAGCAGCCGAGUCUCUGACGACGACUUUUGGGGUACAGGACGCGAAAUAGGCGUCAAUGGUGACGGCGCUCAAUACGGCGCAUAUCGCAACGACGGCAACACGAGCGACAGUGCAGGCUCCCCGAAUCACUCCACCAACGUUGAAACCCCCGAGGGAACGGACAUCUUUGAAGGCACUGAAGGUGGCGAGGACAAGGACGACACGGCCGAAACCGGCCACAUCGGGGGCGGCGCCUCAUACAUUCGCGGUGAGCCGGCCAUUAAGAUCCCCAAGAUGCCGCCGCCGGACGUGAACGUACUGCGCGCCGCUAUGGCCGAACAAUGGCGGCCCGGUUUGCAGUCCUUAGACGACGUCCUGCAGUACACCCGUUUAAUCCACGUCGAGCAGAACUGGCCCGGAGAAGAUCCUGGCAUACGCGACUUCGAGGGCGACCCGUUCACUGCACCAGCGCAGAACGCUACUGCCGACAUCAUCAAUCCCGCAUUCUCAGCUGCCGCUGAGCUCCAGACGCUAGACGCUGCUGGCCCCGUCUCUGGAACUCCCUCACAGACCGCAAACAAGCGAGGUCAUCUCAACAACAGCAAUAAUCUAGUCGUCCCGGAGAAAACCGUGGACCAGCAGCUCGCCAACCUGCAGCACAAUCAAACCAAACGUCUCGGCCAGCUUGAUGCUGGAGGUUCUGCCGAAGGUGAUGACCCCCGUCUGCCCGACCAUUCGUCCGGGAGGCGCAGCAUACCAAAGAACAAGAAGGGGAAGGGGAAGGGCAAGCAGCCAGCCGCCCAUGAGGAAGCUGAGGUGGCCGCCGAGCCAUCCCCGGCUGCUGGCUCAAGACACGAUCAACCCCCAGGUCCUGUCGCUGUUACUGCCCACCCCACCUCGAGCAAACAUGUGUCUACCCAGCCUGGUCCGUCGAAGAGCAAAAGAGCUGCCCUCACUCGUGUCCUCCCCCAAAAGCGUGGACCGCCUUCAGAGGAGAGUGAAGGGGAGCAAGACGAGGAGGACGACCACAAGCGAACUCGAUACUCCAUUCGAGGGGCGAAGCGCACCGGUGUCACGGAGCAGCAAGAGCAGACUCACGCUGGCCCGCCUGCUACCCCACGCCGACAUGUCAACACCAGCAGCGUAGAUUCGAUCAAGACCUCGAGGACAGCACCGCCCCGCGUCAGACAGACCAUUGACUGCAUUGAGAUACCCUCUCCUGGUCGACGAAGACAAAUCUCGUCCGAAAUGAACAAUACCGCCCCAGCGGGGAGUUUGAGCGCUCCCCCAUCCCUCAAGAAACUCCCGAGCAGACUUGCGCAAUCGUCUCUACUACCCGACCUGCGUGCGUCGGCUGCUCUCACUGAUGCCGCCGCUCCUGCUGAGCCAAUUGCUACCGCCAAGCUUGGCCAUUCUAGUGAGCGAGCCGCUCCCACCGCGCCCUCUGCUCGCUCGACCAACGCGGCUCGUCCCUCUGACCCACCAGCGUUGCUCAUCGAGUCAGCAUCCAAAGAGACAGCCUCUGGGACUGAGCCAGCCUCUUCGACCGAACCACCCCCUCUGACCGGUCAUACAGGACCAACUGCUUUUUCCGAGACAGCCCGUCCCACCGAACCUGCCCCCCUCACCGCGCCCGCCCCGCCCCCCGAACCGACUGUUUCCACUGAUGCUGCGGCUCCUAUCAAGAGGAAGCGUGGGCGCCCUCCAAAGCAUCCUCUGCCCACACCCCCCGCGCUAGUUGCACCCCUGAACGAGCCACCCCCUCCGACUGUUCCUACUGGACCAACUGCUGCGUCCGAGACAGCCCGCCCCACCGAGCCUGCUGCCCCCCUCGCGGCGCCAGUCCUGCCCCCCGUUCCCACUGAUGCUGGCGCCCCCAUCAAGAGGAAGCGUGGACGCCCUCCAAAGCAACCUCUGCCGGCGCCCCCCGCGUCGGCUGCACACCUCAACGGGAUGGUUGCCCUCAAGAUAGCAGAGUCUUCGACCACGGUCGCUCCCACGCAAUCUGUUACGCCGACUGCACCGACUUCCUGGACCACGCCCACCGCGUCCAUGGAUCCACCUGGCCCUUUGAGAUCUGAGCAAGUUGCCCGACGUUUGGGACCCAAGUGGGUCACUCAUAACGACCCUCCGGAGCCCAUACCUCAGGAUUCCGAUACGGAGGACGUCGAUGAGCUUCAUGACACCCAAGAGGUCACUGUUAAACAGGAGCCCGACGAAACGGGCAGCGACGAGCCUCCAACCCAGCAAGACAUUCCCAUCAAACGUGGUCCCGGUCGACCCAAGGGUAGCAAAAACCGACCAAAGCCACCUGCCGACGGGUCGACAACGACGACCGUUAAGAGCAUCGGCAGCGAUGGGCCUCAAACUCAGCAAGAGGGCCCCGCUAAACGACUGAAGCCUGCUGCCGCCGAGUCCACAACGAUGGCCGAUAAGGGCACCGGCAGCAAUGAGCCCCAAACCCAUCAAGAGGCUCCCGCCAAACGACCGAAGCCUCCUGCUGAUCCGAAGCCUGCUGCCGCCGAGUCCACAACGACGACCGAUGAGAGCACCGGCAGCGACGAGCCUCAAACCCAGCAAGAGAUCCCCGCGAAACGCCUUCCCGGCCGACCCAAGGGAAGCAAAAACCGUCCAAAGCCUCCUCCGGACGAGUCGACAACGACGACCGACAGGCGCAAGAGCGACCGCAUCCUCACAUUGGCUCUGAAGUCGGUGGCAGCGGUGCCAGACUUGCUCCAUCCGCCGCCACCCGAUGGGCGUAGAAGAUCGCAGCGAGGUGUUGGUACCCCCACGCCGCUGAUCAAGCGCGCACCUGGCCGUCCACGAAAAGCGGAUCAAAGUCCUCAGUUGGGGUCAACAGCGGCACCAGCGGACCCCUCUGUUUCUCGAACGCCAACACUCUCGCCACAUCGCCCGUCAACUCGUGUUACUCGGUCAAUGUCUAAUGUUGCCGCUGGGCCCAGUAUCCCAGGGGAAACAAAGUCGCAAUCUACAAACCCGGACACGACGUCGAGUGCAUCAAGUUACGCGGAGCUGGCUGCAAUGUACCCGGCAUGGUACGACAUGGAGAGCAAGAGUGAGGAGUUUCAAAGAAGGGUAAACCGCCGUGUCGCCGAGCAGCACGAUUCGUCUGAUAGCAACGAAGAUGAUGAGGGGUCAGAGAGCGGCCAUUCUGCCGAUCGCUACCAUAAUGACGACGAUGACGACGACCUCUACCUCUAGCAGGAAGGGUCAGUGCAAGAUUUGUAGAUAUCUUAGGUGAUGCAUUCAUAAGCUUCCGGAUGCAAAGUGUCUACUUUAGAUGGAGGGAGCCCGCUUUGAAAGUCAGACUGACUAUUCAGCCUUGUUAAGCUUGGCUGGCAGUCCGGCUGCGUGCUUGUU